Molecule: messenger RNA, 2541 nt
Organism: Cokeromyces recurvatus
Lineage: Eukaryota; Fungi; Mucoromycota; Mucoromycetes; Mucorales; Mucoraceae
Exons: 5
Source: RefSeq, a predicted model, not a curated record
UUUAGUAAAGUAAUGGAAGCUCUUCAAUCUAUCCCUCGUAAUGAUUUGGAAUUUCGAUUAGAAGUAUUGAAGACAAUUAAACGUAUAUUUAAAGCUCAUAACUCAACUCGUGAUAUCUUUCGUCAUGUUGGUGGUUAUGUAAGUCUUGUCUCAAUGAUUGUCUCUCUUGAAGGUGCUUUUGAGAAACCGGAACAAUUUAUGAAUGAUAAUAUAAAAAAUAUUGAGUCAGUUCGUUGCUCGAUUAUAGCUGUUCUUCAGGCGAUUUUCUCAGUCAUUGCUGAGUCAAUGCAUGAUCAUCAAGCGAACAAAAAGUAUUUUUUAAAGGGUGUUGGAUAUGGGUCACUCGAAAAUGCAAUUACAUUAACUGGUGCGUUAAAUGAAGGAUGUAUUUCAGGUUCUAUCUUUGGUAUUCUUUUUGGAUUUGCAAUGGAUGAUGAGUCUAUUUAUGAGUUAUUUUUAAAUCCUGCAAAAGAAGAAAGAGACAGCUCAGUAUUAACGGCAUUACAGCAACGUAUAGAUGUAGUUUUAAAGACACCUUCGGCUAAAGUAAUAAAUCCUGAAGUUAUGCCUUCUAUUAUGAACUUGCAGCGUUUAAUCUCAAAUAUAGAUCCCGAAUUAUCAUAUGCUGUAUUAUAUGCAAUUUAUGCCUUGACUCAAGCUAAUCGUGGUAAUCAAAUCAAACUGAAUACUAGUGGGCUUAUUUUCAACAUUUUAACUCGUGUAUUUCCUGAAUCUUCUCAAAUUGAUGAUGCCGUAUUAACUAUCGAAUCUAACGAAAAAGGGUUAUUGUUAAAAAUUAUACAGCAACUGUUGAGCAUGGGCAUCAGUUUUGAAGAGCUUCGAUAUAUGUUUCAGAGGUUUACUAUAAUAGAUGAAAAUUUUGAUCUUAGUAAAUCACAUUGUUUGUUGAAUUUAAUUGUUCAAAGCGCUUGUCAAAGUCAAUGGCCAAACUUUAUACAAUUUGAUAUGGCAACUAGCAAAAUUGCUUCAUUAGAGAUUCCUGAGCUUACUAAUUUUCCUCCAACAAGUCCAGGUUAUAGCUUACUUUCUUGGAUUUUUAUUGAAAACCAAGAUGACCUAUCCAAUUUGUCACUUUUUUCCCUUUAUGACAAUACCAGUUUAGUGUUCAAGAUAUAUGUGGAUGCUAAAACAAAGCAAUUACGAGUCUAUAAUAUAGCAUCUAAGCAAGAUAUUAUAUUUAAAACAUUCCAAUUCAAUAUUGGUGUUUGGUAUCAUAUUGCUCUUGUUCAUCAUCGGCCACGUAUUUCAAUUAAAUUUAGUUCUAUGGACUUGUUUAUUAAUGGCAUGCAUACACUUGAAAAAGAAACAAUCAAUUUAUUUUAUAGUUUAGGUGUUCGCUAUAAAUCUUUAUUUCAAGAUUCAUUGCAUCAAUUUCAAACAUAUGAAACGUCUACGUCGCUUUUUUUAAAGCUGAAAGACAUGAUCAAGCCAACGAUAUCGACAAGACGUAAUUCUAUCCAAACACAGCGUCUACUCUCAGAUAUUAUGAAAAAUGCUCAUUUUCAACGUAUUUCUGAAAAUAAAAUUUCUCUUGCUCUCUUUGCUGGUAAUAUGUUAUCGGAAGGAACAGGCUUAACUUUGACAGGCUUAAGUGAAGCAGCAGAAAUGUUUAUCAAGACUGAAUUAGAUUAUUCUCGACUCAUAUUGAAUUCAAGUAUUCCUAAACUGGAUAAUGCUAUCUAUAUGCCAAAGAGUAUGGGUUAUUUAACGGGUGAAUCUAUUAUUGCAUACCCUUAUGGGCUGGAUGAAUCGUUAUGGAAAAUUGGUGGCUGUGUUAUAGCCUUGAAAUUAAUCGAGCAAUCAAAAACUUCAGAAACGUUAUGUAAAACAAUGACAUUUUUGUUCCAAAUUAUUCGAUAUUCAUGGCGGAAUUCUCAAGAUAUGGAGCGAUGUCAUGGAUAUGAGAUUUUGGCGUAUAUAUUGAAAACGAAGAGAGAUUUGAUUACAGAGGAGAUAUUUGAACUUUUAUUAGUAUUUAUUGGCAAAAAUCCUUACUCUUUAGAGGAUUCAAUGAUUAAUAACCCCUUAGCUUAUCGUUAUAUUAUUUUAAACUUUGAGAUUUGGAAGAAAACGCCUAUUAGCGUUCAAAAAGCUCAGUUGGAUCAGUUUAUUCUCUUUUUAGAAACAAGUAGAAAUAGAUAUUUCAAUUUAAAACGUCUUCCUAAAAUUCAUCUUGUAAAGAAAGUACUUUUAGCAUUUAGAAUGAACAUUUAUGCUAAAGAGCUUACACCAUACUUUGUAAGAUCCUUAAAGGCUAUCAUGUUGAGUAAUUGGAGUACUGACAGCAUUAGAGCUGUUGCAACAUUUCUGGCAUCUACUGUUUCUAUAGGUAAACUAUGGUUGAAAUUAGCACUUGAGUAUUUGUUUUUAAUAACCCUUAUUUUAUUGUUAUCUUUACAGCGCCAUCUACUUCACCUGUAUCUAAACCUUCUUACACAAGAGGUAGAUCAGGUAGUACAUCAUCUGCAACAACCGUGCCUUUGCCUGAUUAUGAAGGAGUUGCUAUUGAAACAGAGAUGA